GCGUUUCCACGCUGACGUCAGUGGGAUACGUAAGCAGGCUGACCCCAGCAAGGUGCCGCGCGCUGAGUGACACGUACCGUUUAUAAAGACGAGGAAGGAAGCGGAACGGGCCGCAGCAGCACCGAGCUCAGGUUUGUCUCCACAGGACGCUUUGACGGAUCAGGUCCAGGUCUCGGUCCCGGUCUCAUCAUGAACGUGUUCGACCGCAGCAUCAACCUCGAUGCCCUCUUCAAGUUCUCCCAGAUGUCCCGGUCCACCCAGGCCCACCUGAAGAAGGUGUACUCCAGCCUGGCGCUCUGCAUGCUGGCGGCCGCCGCCGGCUCCUACGUGCACCUGGCCACCCGCCUGCUCCAGGGAGGCGUGCUGUCCGUGCUGGGCUCUCUGGGGAUGAUGUUCUGGCUCGCCAUGACGCCUGCCAGCCCGCACACCGAGAAGAAGAGGCUGGCUCUGCUGGCCGGCUUCGCCUUCCUCACAGGAGUCGGCCUCGGCCCCACUCUGGACUUGGUGAUUGCUGUCGAUCCGAGCAUCGUGGUGACGGCCUUCCUGGGGACGGCGGUGGUCUUCAUCUGCUUCUCGCUCAGCGCUCUCUACGCUCAACGCAGGAGCUACCUGUUCCUGGGCGGUACGCUGAUGUCCGGCCUGUCUGUCCUCUUCCUCAUGUCUCUGGCCAACAUGUUCUUCGGCUCCGUCCUGCUGUUUAAGGCCCACAUGUACCUGGGGCUGCUCGUCAUGUGUGGCUUCGUCCUGUUUGACACUCAGCUCAUCAUCGAGAAGGCGGAGAACGGAGACAAGGACUACGUCUGGCACUGUGUGGACCUCUUCCUGGACUUCAUCACCAUCUUCAGGAAACUGAUGGUUCUUCUCACCAUGAACGAGAAGGACAAGAAGAAGGAAAAGAAGUAAAGGAACGAUUUGAAGUGUAGGAAAUUUAAAAAA
Messenger RNA from Salarias fasciatus (jewelled blenny), 936 nucleotides. It is a transcript of the gene tmbim6, whose product is annotated as transmembrane BAX inhibitor motif containing 6. Gene Ontology annotation, cellular component: mitochondrial membrane. Gene Ontology annotation, biological process: negative regulation of apoptotic signaling pathway; negative regulation of RNA splicing; negative regulation of endoribonuclease activity. NCBI's taxonomy places the organism in Eukaryota, Metazoa, Chordata, Actinopteri, Blenniiformes, Blenniidae. Bases 190 to 903 code for a protein of 237 amino acids. The record is from RefSeq and is a predicted model, not a curated record. Gene Ontology annotation, molecular function: enzyme binding. The transcript is spliced from 10 exons.